UCCAGCACGCACCGAACGCUGCCUGCAGAGAGUCGAUAUGCUUUGCCGAGCCGACCGCUAUAAGCGCCUGAACCGCUGGCGAGUGCGCGCGACUUCGGUCGCGUGUGUGCAGUCGUGUGUAGGUCGCCCAUACAUUACGCUGGUUGCUGCGUUGUAGUCCUGCUCAUUCCUACCACUGCUGGUAGACGGGCAGGUAUAGCUGGAAAAGAAACGUUCUGUGAAAUUUGCGCUGACUUUGCGGCCACCUUGUUUGGUGUGACUGUUCGCCACCUGCUGUACGGACUGACUGCCAGUGAGUUCCCGCGCGGGGGGCUGUCAUUUGUGUCCGUCUCUUACAGGGUAAUCAGGCGUUCUAUAAACGGGAAAAAUCUUCACGGGGAAGAAGAAGCACGUUGUGCUUCCAUCUGGACACUAGCCUGUAUACAGUCUUGGAGGCGAGACGACGAUGACGUGCGAUGACCUGAACUGCAAACUGACCUUUGCGUAAAUGAACGUGACAUUUCUUGCAACGCUCGACCAGAUUGUUCCAUUUCGUCGCGUAAGUCCUUCACACCCAUAAGCCGCAUUCUUGAAGCCGCACGGUCUGAGGCAGUGCGGGAUAGCUCGGGAGUGGACCAGACAUGAGCGGGUCCUACGAGUUGCACCAGCCGACGUCUCACCCCACAUCUCCGCCGCUCAUCCCUGAGGAGUCGCCUCCGUUCUCGAGGGUAACGGGCGGAUCCCCGACAGCGAACGGUGACGGUCCAGUGGGGGCCACCUCUAUGACGAAGACGGGCUGGGUGCGGACCAGCGCCAGCAUGAACCCAAACCUGUACGCCACCAAGAAGACCUUGGCGCAGGGCAUGCUCGACGUGGCCCUGCUCUCGGUCAACGCCACCCAACUCAAGACCAUCAUACAGCGUGGGGACGAACACGACUUCUACACCGUGCUCGUGGUUCUCAUCAGCCUGUCUAUCGCCCUGCAGAUUCUGGUGGGCAUGGUCUUCCUGGUGCUGGGCUUCGUCAACCUCAACAAGGACAAGAACCACCGGAUGGCCGAGAUCCUCAACAACGUGGCCACCGCGGCCGUCUUCGCCGUCACGGUGCUUAACAUCCUGACGGCCUCCUUCGACAGCCGCAGCAACGACGGCACCACCUUCCAGCGACGGCCAAGCCAGGCCCAGCCUUUGGUUCCGCGAUGAACUUGUCGCUUUCUUUUUUUCUUUGUGCGCGCUGGAAGGAGACGUGUUUUAUGCUGGCGACGUUGCUGAUUUCCCGACAUGUUAAAGGCGCGCUGACGUGAUAUUUUCGCUUGUUAAUCGGUUGCAUUAAAUGAAGGUCUGAAACGUCUAAACCUAGCGAAAAUGCUCGCAAGCCUCACGGGGCCCUAAAUGAUUUGAUGGAAUAGCUUUUCUACUGCCAAUUUCGGUAUGGUUUUGUACUUUAUGGUGAUUUCGUGACGCAGGAGGAGGUCGCGUGGGAGCAAGGCAUUGUAACGUUUUGACACUUGCUGCAGCUCGCUCGGUCGUCUGAUAUGGCACAACAUGGCCUACAGAACUGCAGGUGGCUGAGAAAGCUGCAGCGAAUGUCAAAACCUCACAAUGUCCUGCUCCUACGUGGCCACGCUGUGUCAUGACGUCACGACACAGUAACUUCCUGGAAAACGGAACCGAAACUGGCUGUAGAAAAAUCAAUAAAAUAAAAUAUCUGGGCCGCGCUAUGUGAUGCUAGUAUUUUUCUCAUGGCGUUUGCAGGUGUAGGAACUUCAUUUAACGCAAUAAAUUAACAACAUGUCAUGUCAGUACACCUUAAGAACACUCCAUGAGUACCGCGUGGCCUGCAACAAUAUCGCUCCCACGUAUUUUAUCGCUGAUAAGAAACAAUUCGGCUUACAAAGGCAUCGUCAGCCUUUUCCCAAUGGCUUUUACCGCCUUUUCCGAAUAUUUAGACCAAAAGUUGCACUUUACCGUUCAGGGGAGAUGUGAAAAGGAGACGAGUUAAACUCUGGGUUCUUCUUAGGUGAACGACGUCAGGACUGCCGUGGUGGCUCAUCAGUGUCUUCGGCGCUUUUCUGUUGAACACGACUUCGAGGGUUCAACUUCCAGCCGCGGCGAAUGCAUUUCGAUGGCAGCGAAAUGCAAAAUGUUCGUGUACCUAGAUUCAGGUGCAUGUUUAUAAGAAACACAUUGGUCGAAAUUUAUCCGACGCUGCAGUUGCAGUUUCGGGACUUCCAGCCCCACAAUUAGAUUUUUCAUUUAAGCAAUGUCUCCCGGUUGUGUGCUACACAAUAUGCAAAAACCCGAUACUUGUUGGAAUUAGCGCUAACUUAGUGGACCAGAUCGUCACUGGUGAGUGUGCUGCAUUUUGCAUAGAAACAUACUAAACACCACAUGUGCAAUCUUGAAAACUGUGAACCGCCAAAUGACACAGUUUUACUUCAGCAAAACCUACUUGUGUGAACACCUAUCGGGUGCCAAAAGAAUGACAGCUCCCUCGAAGGCGGCAGAGGAUAAGAUGACGUGAUUAUAUAUGGAAAUUUAAAUGCACAGGCUGGGCUCGAUUGACGCAGAGUGAAGCUAUGUGGAAGUUGCUAGAAAAAGCCUUUGCUUUGCAGUGGGCUGAAAGGAUGACAAUGGGGGCAAGGAUGAUGAUGAACUCUGUAAUAUCAUACUUGGAAUAAAUUUCAGUUUUAAUUCGUG
This is a messenger RNA of Dermacentor andersoni, 2678 nucleotides long. RefSeq names its product ninjurin-1-like. The record is from RefSeq and is a predicted model, not a curated record. Lineage: Eukaryota; Metazoa; Arthropoda; Arachnida; Ixodida; Ixodidae. Gene Ontology annotation, biological process: cell adhesion; tissue regeneration. Gene Ontology annotation, cellular component: membrane.